CAGUCCUAGGUUAUACUACAACUACACUACUAUGACUGCUCAGUUAAUUGACGGAAAGGCUAUCGCCUUGCAGUUACGUACUGCGAUUCAUGCUGAUAUCGCUAAAAUUCAAGCCAAGCACGCUGAUUUCAAGCCAAGUUUGUCUAUCAUUCAAGUUGGUGAAAGACCAGACUCUUCUACUUAUGUUAGAAUGAAGCUUAAGGCUGCUGAAGAAGCUUCUAUUACCUGUGAAAUCAUUCAAUUGCCAGAAACUAUUACUGAAUUCGAACUUUUGAACGAAAUCACUCGUUUGAAUGAAUCUACUUCAGUUGACGGUAUCCUCGUUCAAUUACCACUUCCAGCUCACCUUGACGAAACUAAGGUUACUAGCGCUGUUUCUGCUGACAAGGAUGUUGAUGGAUUCGGUCCUUACAAUGUCGGUGAAUUGUCCAAGAAGGGCGGCAACCCAAACUUUUUGCCAUGUACUCCAAAGGGUAUAAUCGAGUUGUUACACCAAUCCAAUGUUACCAUUGCUGGUGCUAACGCUGUUGUUUUAGGUAGAUCCGACAUUGUCGGUAAGCCAAUUGCUAACUUGUUAACCCAAGCCAAUGCUACUGUUACUACAUUACACUCCAAGACCCCUCAAAAGCAAGUUGAAUUGUUCCUCUCUCAAGCCGACAUUGUCGUUGCUGCUAUUGGACAACCAGCUUUCAUCAAGGGUGAAUGGAUCAAGGAAGGUGCCGUUGUCAUUGACGUUGGUACCAACUUCGUCGAAGACGCUUCUAAGAAGUCCGGUUCCAGAAUGGUUGGUGACUGUGAUUUUGAAUCUUGUAGUCAAAAGGCUGCUCUUAUAACUCCAGUUCCUGGUGGAGUUGGCCCAAUGACCGUUGCCACUCUUUUGGACAAUGUUGUUAUUGCUGCCAAGAAGCACUACGCUAAGAACAAUGAAACUCCAAAGUUCACAAACCCAUUAAAGUUGAACCUUCAAACUCCAGUUCCUUCUGAUUUCGAAAUUUCUAGAGCUCAAAAGCCAAAGAAGAUUGACCAAGUUGCUUUCGAAGCUGGUAUUUUAGACAGUGAAUUGGAACUCUUUGGUUCUUACAAGGCUAAGAUUUCUUUGGAUAUCUUGAAGCGUUUGGAAAACAAGAAGAACGGUAAGUACGUUUUAGUUACUGGUAUUACCCCAACCCCAUUAGGUGAAGGUAAGUCUACUACCACCGUUGGAUUGGCUCAAGCUUUGGGUGCUCACUUAGGUAAGAAUGUUUUUGCCAAUGUUAGACAACCAUCAAUGGGUCCAACCUUCGGUAUUAAGGGUGGUGCUGCCGGUGGUGGUUACUCUCAAGUUAUUCCAAUGGACGAAUUCAACAUGCACGUCACUGGUGACAUCCAUGCCAUUUCUAUGGCCAACAACUUGCUUGCCGCUGCUAUUGACACCAGAAUUUUCCAUGAAAACACUCAAAAGGAUGGUCCUUUGUACAAGAGAUUGGUUCCAACCAAGAAGGGUUCUAGAAAGUUCUCCCCAUGUAUGUUGAGAAGAUUGACCAAGCUUGGAAUUACCAAGACUGAUCCAAAUGAAUUGACUGAAGAAGAAAUUGCCAAGUUUGUCAGAUUGGACAUUGACCCAGAAACUAUCACUUGGAGAAGAGUUGUUGACUGUAACGAUAGAUUUGUUAGAGGUGUUACCAUCGGUGAAGCCCCAACUGAAAAGGGUAUGACCAGAAAGACUGGUUUUGACAUUUCUGUUGCUUCUGAAUGUAUGGCUAUCUUGGCCUUGGCCAACUCUUUGGAAGACAUGCGUGAAAGAUUGGGUAGCAUGGUCAUUGGUGCUUCUAGAGCUGGUGUUCCAGUUACUUGUGAAGACAUUGGAUGUGCCGGUGCUUUGACCGCUCUCUUAAAGGAUGCUAUCAAGCCAAAUGUUAUGCAAACUUUGGAAGGUACUCCAGUUUUCGUUCAUGCUGGUCCAUUCGCUAACAUUUCUAUUGGUGCUUCUUCUAUCUUGGCUGACAAGAUGGCUUUGAAAUUGGCCGGUACUUCUCCAGACUUGACUGCUGAGGAGAAGAAGGAACAAGAAGGUUACGUUGUCACUGAAGCUGGUUUCGAUUUCACCAUGGGUGGUGAAAGAUUUAUCAACAUCAAGUGUCGUUCUUCCGGUUUGAUCCCUGACGUUAUUGUCAUUGUCGCCACUGUUCGUGCAUUGAAGGUUCACGGUGGUGGUCCAGAUGUUAAGGCCGGUGCCCCAUUGGCUGCUGAAUACACUCAAGAAAAUGUUGAGUUAUUGAGAGCUGGUUGUUCCAACUUGGCUAAGCACAUUUCCAACGCUAGAGCUUACGGUUUGCCAGUUGUUGUUGCCAUCAACAAGAUGUCUUCCGAUUCCGACAAGGAACAUGAUGUCAUCAGAGAAGAAGCCUUGAAGGCUGGUGCUGUUGACGCUAUUGUUUCUAACCACUGGGAACAAGGUGGUCAAGGUGCCGUUGACUUAGCUAGAGGUGUUAUCGAAGCCAGUAACAGAGAAGACAGAGACUUCAAGUUCUUGUACGAAACUUCUCCAUCAGUCGAAGAAAAGAUCACCACAAUUGCCAAGGAAAUGUACGGUGCUGGUGAAGUUGAAUUCUUGCCAGAAGCUCAAAAGAAGAUUGAUCUUUACACUAAGCAAGGAUUCGGUAAUUUGCCAAUCUGUAUUGCCAAGACUCAAUACUCUUUGUCUCAUGACGCUGCCUUGAAGGGUGUUCCAACUGGUUUCAAGUUCCCAAUCCGUGACGUUAGAGCCUCUGUUGGUGCUGGAUACUUGUAUGCCUUGGCUGCCGAAAUCCAAACCAUUCCAGGUUUACCAACUCACUGUGGUUUCAUGAAUGUGGAAGUGAACGCCGAUGGUGAAAUUGACGGUUUAUUCUAAUUAUGAAUAGACACUCAGAGAGAAAAGUUCAACACUUACGAUUACGAGAUUUAAAAAUGAUUUAUAAAAGCUGCAAAAAAAGACAAAAAAAAAUAACAACAAUAACAUAAUUUUCAAUAAAUGCACAGCAUAGCUGUCGGGUACGGUUUCAACACGUUAAAUUAAUUUACAUAGAUAUAUUUAAAUA
Molecule: messenger RNA, 3059 nt
Organism: [Candida] anglica
Lineage: Eukaryota; Fungi; Ascomycota; Pichiomycetes; Serinales; Debaryomycetaceae
Source: the annotation of a GenBank genome assembly